UUAUUAUUUAAACACCAUUUAAUUACGUUAAUCGCUAUACAUAACCAAAGGUUGAGAAUGAGCGAACCGCAUACGGGAAAAAAACCGAUAAAACUUUGAUAACGAUGGUAUAAAGAACUUUGACCACUGAACGUCGAGAACCAAGUCUCUCGGUUCCGAUAGUGAUAGUUCGUUUGUUCAGGAUGCCGGACACGGUUCGCCAAGUGCCUAUUUCCGACGACCGCUACCGGUGCAGCGGCGCAGGUACGGACAGCUACCCAUCCUCGCCGGCUGUCUCGCCGUCCCACAGCUUCAAACGCUCAAAGUCGACGUUCUACCUGCUGGACAGGCGCACGUCCCCGCCACCGGGCCGCCUCCUGCAGCCACAAAACGUCACGGCAGGUACGAUCCACGGGUGUGCAACGUUCUUCUGGACCCUGGUCAACGCGCUAUUCGGCCUGCCGUGGGUGAACGUGCUGUUGGUGCGCAUCCCGUCGCUGUGCCUAUGCUUGUGGUUGCGGUGCGUCUGGAAGUGCGCACGGGUUCCACUGGUGGUGUCUAAGCACGUCUUGCGGCUGUGCAUCGCGAGCUCGAAUAGGCUCGACAGGGGCCGAUUCACCGUGCUGAUAAACGGCGGAAGCACCGUGCAGGGGUUGCACUUGGCGAGGAACUUUCACCAGGCAGGCGUCAGGGUGAUCGUGAGCGAGAUCGACGGUCGGGCGGAGCUGUGCUCGUUUUCGGUGGCCAUCGACGGCCACUACACCGUGCCCGGGCCGACCGAGGACAACUGCGUAUUGUACGUAGACGCGCUGAGGGCGAUCGUUGAGAGAGAACAGGUGGACCUGUACGUGCCCACCGGCGCCACCGUAUCGGCGUACUACGACGCGGUGGCCAAGCCGCACCUGGAGCUGCUUGGGUGCCGGUGCUGGACGCCCGGGUUGGACGGCGUCGCGUUACUCAACGACCUCUCCGAGGUGUUCCGCAUGUGCGAGACGGUCGGCCUGUCGGUGCCCAAGCACCUACUCGUAUGCUCCAAGGACGACGUCAUCAAGCUUUACGACAACGUGUCGUUCCGGGCCGACCGGCACUUCAUCGUCAACGUGGGCCAGUCCGGCUGCAAGUCAGCACACAGCCUGCAGCUGCCGGCCACCAGGAAGUCGCUGAGGCUGCCCGGCCCCGUGUCCGACGACUGUCCGUGGCUGCUUGUCCAGCACUGUCUCGGGUCAUACUACACGACGUGCACCACGGUGCAGGCCGGCCGGGUGGUGGCCAACGUGACGUUCACCGCGCAUGACGGUCGAGCCAGAGACCACAACGAGCUGAUUGACGACUGGACCGCACGGUUCGUGUCCGCGGUCCCUGUGCAGUUCGACGGCUACCUGUCGUUUAGGGUGUGCGUGUCGCCGUCACGGAAGGUUGUGCCGCUGGGUUGUCGUGUCGGCGUGCCCAUCACGUACGCGUCAUACCGCAGCAAUUUCGAACACGUCGUCAUGCAGUGCCCCACGCCACAGCGUGGACACCGUUCCAACGGUGCUGCGGGGGCCGUUGCACAUGUGGAUGCGGCCGCCAACGGCGCACCACCGCAGUCCACCGAUCUCGUCGUCGAAACGACGAACCGGUAUUACGCGACGACGCUUCUCUACGAGACGGUCACACGGAUGAUGACCGUCCAGUCGGUCAAGCAUUUCGUGCGCACGGUGGUCACGGAACGAGAAAUGGUGUUUGCGUAUUGGGACCCGCUGCCGUUCUUCGCCCAUUACAGUCUGCAGAUGAUUGUAGACCGCAUAAACACCGCCCUGGACGAGACGGCGAUACUGUCGUCGGCCCAGAAAAACAGAUACACCACGUUUUAAUGUGCGGCGGCAGAUACUGUAUAGUAUAAUAUAAUAUACACUUGUACAGAAUUUUUAAUUUAUUUUUCACUUAAGUUUUGUGUGGUAGCGGUCCAAUGACGUGAUGUACCGAAAAAUGUUUGGUCUAAUAUUAUUAUAUUGUGGUUCGAUCUACAAUAUGUAUAUAAUAGUAUAUAAAUAUAUAAUAUAAUGAUCUACAUGACUAGAUACUUAGGCUCGUAAAAUAAAUUCACUGUUAAAGUCGUCUCAUUUGCUUGGUCAAUAAUCGUGUCUACAUCAAUACAUCAUAGGCGACAUUCCAUUAAAAUUGUUAGGGGGCUAAUAUUUUCAACAUCAAUGUGAGUGGGGGGUGGCUUCGAUCCCACACAACUAAAAAACAGUAUAUUUUUUGUGGAGCUUAGCCCUAGUAGGGUAGACUCUACAUAAUAUUAUUAUUAGAAUUCACAAUGAAGCCAACCACAUUUCGGUAAUCCACUGAAAAAAUAAUAGGUAGAUAUAGUAGGUUACUACUUCCUACACGAGACACUGGAAGAACACGAAUCAGCCAAUUAAUAAUUGUGUUAUUACUUAUUAUGCUUAUUAUUAACCAGUUGAUGUCUGUCAUUUGAUUUAUCUUAUAUUUUAUGACCUUUAAAAUAUGUUGCAUAAUUUAUGAAAAUUAUCACAUAUUGGACUGUUACUUGACAUACCUAUACUUAAUUACACAAAUCUAUAUAAGUAUGUACAAUAAUAAAAUAUUAUUUAUAGUUAUAUCAAAAUCUGAUACGAUAUUAAUAUAACGGAGACGAUGUGUAGGUAUAUGUAUAUUGUGAUUUUUUUUUAUGUAAGAUUAUAAAUUAUAAUAUCAUCUUAUUUCGUAGAAAUGAAAACACGUAAUACGCCAA
This is a messenger RNA of Acyrthosiphon pisum (pea aphid), 2716 nucleotides long. RefSeq lists its product as uncharacterized. The record is from RefSeq and is a predicted model, not a curated record. The transcript has a single exon. Bases 183 to 1832 code for a protein of 549 amino acids. NCBI's taxonomy places the organism in Eukaryota, Metazoa, Arthropoda, Insecta, Hemiptera, Aphididae.